Messenger RNA from Trematomus bernacchii (emerald rockcod), 2494 nucleotides. RefSeq names its product gastrula zinc finger protein XlCGF26.1-like. Bases 108 to 1727 code for a protein of 539 amino acids. Gene Ontology annotation, biological process: regulation of transcription by RNA polymerase II. NCBI's taxonomy places the organism in Eukaryota, Metazoa, Chordata, Actinopteri, Perciformes, Nototheniidae. The record is from RefSeq and is a predicted model, not a curated record. The transcript is spliced from 3 exons. Gene Ontology annotation, molecular function: DNA-binding transcription factor activity; RNA polymerase II cis-regulatory region sequence-specific DNA binding.
AACUUCACAGCAGUGAAACGUUGCAUGUCGUAUUAAAUUGUUUUCUCAACAAAAACCCUAAACAUCGGUUUGGUUGGCCCGUGAACACAGCCGAGUGUCCCUCCAUCAUGUCCGGCGUCCAGCUGCUCAGAGAGCUGGUUACCGAGCGGCUGUCUGCAGCCGCUGAGGAGAUCUUCGCGGCAUUCAAAAACACACUCGCGAGCUACGAGGAGGAGAUCCUGCUCUCCAAACGGGAGAUCCACCGGCAGCGCGCGGAGCUGCAGACACUUUUAUACCCCAAAAUAAAGAUUAAAAAACGUUCAGACCAACCACAGCUGGCUCUCUCCGGGUGGGACGAGGACUUCCCUUCUGACCAGCACCAGGAAGAACACUGUGAGCAGGAGUGGAGCUCCGCAUUGGACCAGGAGCCUCCACAAACUGAGAAAAGCCAGGAGGAUGAGGAGCAGGAGGAGGAGGCGGAGGAGGAGGAGGACACCAUCAAGGUCAUCUUCACUCCUCCUUGUGUGAAUAAUGAGCUGGACCAGGAUAAAGCAGAUCCUCUCCCGAGCACUUCCACGGUAGAGGCGGAGACUGAAGUUGAAGGCAGAGCGUACUCCGGCUUUUCUGCGGUGGAGAAAGACAACAGCGGUGAGGAGUGGGCGGGCAGCGGGGGGUCUCAGAGCGAAGAGAGCGACGAGGACUGGAGGAAAAGGAAGGCGCCUCGUCCGAUGGUGUCGAAACUGCACCCAGGUAAAAAAGCAAAAUCGCAAAUUUGCUGUAAAGUCUGCGGGAAGGCGUUCCAUGCUAACAUCUCGUUGGUGAACCACCUGAAGGUGCAUCCGAAGGAGGUCUGCGGCGUGUGCGGGGAGCGCUUCGAGAGUGAGGAGAGUUUUCGAGAUCACCUGACAUCGCACGUGAAAGCGGAAGUCUGCGGCGUUUGUGGGAAAUGUUUCGGCUCCUCCAGCUCUUUGCAGACGCACAUGAGGGUCCACACGGGGGAGAAACCGUUUAACUGCAGCGAGUGUGGGAAAUCCUUCAACUGCCGCCACAACAUGAUGCGACACAUCCGGAUACACACUGGGGAGAAACCCUAUUCUUGCACUAUGUGCGGGAAAUGUUUUAAUGACGACUCCACGUUGAAACGCCACCUGCUGGUUCACGUGCACAAGAAGAAACGCAACCCAAAUAACGAAAGUGAAAAUGGCAAAGACAGUAAGGAUGAAAAGACGUUGACGUUAUCAAAAAAGCAGCAGACUCGGACAAUAUGUGAAGUGUGUGGUAAAAUGUUUCACUCCAUGAUUUCUCUGGUGAAUCACGCUAAAAGUCACGCCACGGACCUCUGCGGUGUUUGCGGGACGCACUUCGACUCCGAGGCAAACUUAAAACUUCACAUGAAAACUCACAAAAGCGGGAAGGUGUGCGAGGUGUGCUUGAAGUGUUUCGUCAGUCAGAAAGACCUGGAGAUCCACAUGAGGACCCACACGGGGGAGAAGCCGUUUCUCUGCAGCGAGUGCGGAAAAUCCUUCAACUGCUGCCACAAUAUGAUAAGACACACCCGGAUUCACACCGGGGAGAAACCUUACAUGUGCAACAUCUGCGGCCGCUGCUUCAGCGACCACUCCGCGCUGAAGCAGCACAGCAGCACGCACACAGGGGAGAAACCGCACCGCUGUGAGAUCUGCGGGAAAAGUUUCCACCGUAAGACGUACCUUAAACUGCACAUGAAGAGCCACAAGACUGAGAAGUGACUGAUAAAUAAGGUGGUGUGUAGCAGAGUCCUGCCCGGGCCUCAUUUUCAAGAUGUGCCCCUGUACCGCAAAGUUCAAUGGAGUGGUGACCUGAUAGAUAUUUAAUUUGACUAUAAGUCUUAUCCAACACCCACAAUCCUACCAGCAUUUUCCUUUUUUUCCUCAGACCUGCAACCAGAAAUACAAUUAUACAAAAUAUUUUUGUGAAGCUGAAAACAUCAUGUUGGGACAUAUUUGUGAAAUGCACUUGAAAUGGUUCCUUGGUUUAUUUGGAAAGCAAAAGGAGGCUCACUCAGCCUGCCUCCGUUUUACAACCUCGGUUUCUUUAAUUUCUACAAACUAAAGGUGACACUGAACCACAUUAGCUCUUUUGAUAAGCAGGUGCAUAAGCUCAUAUAAUUGUGGUUCUGCAGUGUUCCCACAUGCCAAACCAGUUUCCUCCGCUUACAUCUGCAGAUAUCACCUUGAAUUCCAGUGUCAUUGUGUUGCUGGCAGGCACUGCUGUGAUGACCACACCCAAAAUGUAACACACAAUGCAAUGAAAACUUUUUAAAAAGUGCAAGAGGUGAAAUGAAAGUGAAAUUUAAAUGCACUUUUAUGAAGUUUCCUCCCAAAGCUUGAAGGUGGUUAUAUAAGGCAGAGUGAGCUCACAGCCUUCACUCUUGGUGGAACGAAGGGAAGUGAUACUGACACCAACAUGCAGUGCAACUGGGCUGAAUCAAAUCAAAUCAAAUCAAAGUUUAUUUAUAAAGCACAUUUAAAAGCGA